AUGCGGGAGGAUAUCCAUGAUCUUGAGCUUGCCCAUUGGCGAUUGGCUAGAGAGACAUGGAGAACUGAGCGAGGAAACAUGAGGGAGAUUAAGGCGCUGUAUGGAGAAAUAUUUAGGCUGCACGAGUUGUUGGAGGAGGUAACAACAGCAGUUUUCUUAAAUCAGACUUUCAUAUCAGUAGAUAGUUGCUUUGCCCAAUCCUGAUACAUGGAAAUAAGAUGUAAAUAGUUAGAAUAAUAAAGAAAGAAAAACUGCACACUGGUAAUAAUCUUAGGAAGGUCCGCAUUCUUGGAAUAGAGUUGAAAAAGAAUGGAAAAUUAUUAUAUUUUUCACCUUUAUUCCAAGUGUGGCCCUUAACAUUUUUCUAAUAGGCAGAGAUACAGUAAUAUAAUGUGUUUUCUCUAUGAGAUUUACUACCCAUACACAUAGAAUUGUUUUAAGAUAGUAAUAACAUGGACCAUCAAGCUAUUAAGUAAUAGAAAUGUGUCUGUCAUCAUACAGAGUGGGGUGGAUAAAGGACUGAUCAAGCAGCGCUCCACCUCCUCCAUUCUUCGGCGCAUCUCCCCGACACUGCCAGCUCUCCCUAGGUACAACCUCCACAGGUACCUCGCCAACAGCCAAUUGGAACCUGACCAGCAUGCUUCCGCCACCCAGAUGGACCCGGCUAAGAAACACUGCAUAUUUUCCCCUCUGGGCACACAGAGCUGCACCUCCCCUGACAAACGGCCUCAUACUCCAUCCAAGAUGUCCCGCCCGCACGCUUCACACCAAUUUGCUGUCCCAUCCCACCUCCUGACUCCCGGCCCUCCUGCUAAGCUGAGGCAGCCACAUCUGCCUGUCCACCCCAGGUCACCAUUGACUGGCCAGGCAAAGGUCAAGGAUGAGGUCAAAAGGCCAGAGAUUGCAUCAUCUGAGGAAUUGUCUAAGGAAGUUCAGCGGAGAGGUGCAGAAAUUGCGAAUAUGUAUAAAGCACAGCUGAAAGAGAGGAUGGCCCAAAAGAGAAAGGAAGAGAUUCUUAAGAAAAGGGAAUAUAAUGGACAAUGACACUGAGGCCUCCUCCUCAUCUGCUGGACAAUCCAAGACCCCUGCCACAGCCCCCGAGUGCCCGGCCAGCCCAAAGGCCACCACAAAUGCCACACCAACGACCUUCCGAGAGGACACUCAGGGCGCCACACAGCAGGACCUGGCAGAGGUUGUGAAUGUGGUCAACAGGCAAUCAUCUGACCUAUACCUGCCUGACAACGUUCGUGAGGAUUCACUCUUGCGAAGCUCCAUUUACGAGGAGCUGUGCCCGCUCGCUCACAGGAUGAACUCAGAAGCUGACUACAUCAUAGGACUCCGUAUCACCACUGAGAAGGCUGUGUCCCCCUCAUGCUCGUCUGAGGAUGAUUCAUCUCAGACUGAGGACAAAAGUGAGGAGGUCAGUAGUGAAAGUGAGAGCAUGAGUGAUGAACAGCAGAGAUGUAUACACAGGGAUGCUUAUGGUGAGAGGGAGAGAAAAGAGAUGACUAGUCAUCUUAAGAUGGAAGAUGGAUAUGCUACCGUAAAUGCAAUGCCUAUGAUGGCGAGCCUAGGGAAAGAAGAACUUAAUGCCAUGAGCUACACAGAGAGGAUAAAAUAUUUCAAGGACAAGGGUAAGAAAAAUGAGGAGGUACUGAAAAAAAUGGGAAAGGAGAAGCAAAAAGAGAGGAAGGCGGAGAAAGCCAGGGAAGAGGAGGACAAAAAGUGGGAGAAGAAGCAGCAGAAAUUGGAAGAGGAGGAGAGAAAAAGGAAGGAGAAAAAUGGAGAAAAAGUGGCCUGA
This is a messenger RNA of Coregonus sp. 'balchen', 1801 nucleotides long. Lineage: Eukaryota; Metazoa; Chordata; Actinopteri; Salmoniformes; Salmonidae. The record is from the annotation of a GenBank genome assembly.